CUCCAGACGCAGCCUCUGCUGCAGAGACCCAAUCCCGACACAUAACAAAGUAUUUGGUCUGUUGUGCAUCGGGUAGACACACAGGACUGAGAGGUGAAUGAAACACAAGGACAAACGUCAGCAGGGGGAUCUCCAGGGGAAUCUGAUAGUUUAUACAAGUGGCCGUUAUGGAAUCUAUCCUCCUCCACCCUUCACUACAGAGAGGCAGAACCAACACUUUAUUUAUCUCUGUGAUGAUGGUGCAACAGAGAGGAAGAGGGCAGAUUAGCAUGGAUAAUCCAGUGGGCGAUGACUACGACUACCAUGACAACAGCAGCUUCAACUUCAGCUACGAUGACUACCCCACCAUAUGCGAGAAGGCGGACAUCCGAUCCUUUGCCGGCUACUUCCUCCCCAUCAUGUACGCCAUGUGCCUGCUGGUGGGACUGGCGGGAAACGGCUUAGUGGUGAUCGUGUACGCCUACCACAAACGCCUGAGGACCACCAUGGAUGCGUUCCUGACCCACCUGGCUGUGGCCGACCUGCUCCUGCUCUUCAUGCUGCCGUUCUGGGCCGCUGACGCCCAGAGGGGCUGGGAGCUCGGGUCGGUCGUGUGUAAGGUCGUGUCGGCCUGCUACACGGUCAACUUCACCUGCUGUAUGCUGCUGCUGGCCUGCAUCAGCCUGGACCGCCACUUGGCUCUAGCCAGGGCGCAGGGGAAGGACCGAGGAAGCUGGCUGCAGAGGAUGUUUUGCAGGAGACACUGUUCCAAGGUGUGUGUCGUCGUCUGGACAGCCGCUUUCAUGCUCGGCCUUCCUGAUUUAAUUCUCUCCGAGGUGAGGUGGGGCUCUAAUCGGAACGUCUGCCUGGCAGUCUACCCUCCGUCUAUGGGCGUAGGAGGUAAAGCUGCCCUGGAGAUAGCAGAGGUGCUGCUGGGCUUCCUGGUUCCCCUCUUGGUCAUGCUGGUCUGUUACUGGAGCAUGGCCCGAGCGCUGAAGGGUCUCCCUGUAGAAAGCAGAGGCAAGAAGUGGAAAGCUCUGCGUGUUCUUCUGAUAGUGGUGGGAGUGUUUGUGGUCACACAGCUGCCUUACAAUGUGGUGAAAGUCUAUCGGAUGAUGGACACGGUCUUCGCUCUGGUGACCCACUGCGGGACAAGUAAAGUGCUGGAUAAGGCGGCUCAGGUGACGAAGAGCCUGGCCCUCACUCACUGCUGCCUCAACCCCAUCCUCUACACCUUCGUGGGCUCGUCCUUCAGGCAGCACCUGACCAAACUGGCAAAGAGGUUUGGUGAGGGGAGAAGAAAGAGGAGGACGAGGAGAAACGACGUGUCUGCAGAGGGGGAAGCGAUGGAGAUGUCCUUCAACUCCCACAGUGCAUCUCAAGCAACAAACACUUUCUCAAUAUGAGUUACUAGUGUGCAACAAUGAACAUCUUCACAUGGAUCACAUAUUUAGUAUAAGUAGCAUAAGAGCGGAUUCAGUUACUGUGUACAAAACAGCAGCAUUGGAAACAUGUAAAACCCAUUAAGUACAAAACUGUAUAUCCCUCGCUGUCAAAAAUAAGAGGUUGGUAUUUUAAAUGUAUCUGCUGUAUUAAUGUAUAGCUUCAAGCAACUAUAUUUGUUUCUGUCAAGUGAUUAACAAAUGAAAAACACAUUUGUCUUUAAUGUUUGUUUGGACUGUUUUUAAUUAUCUUUUUAGUCUAAAGAAUCAGAAAUAUUCCUGGCUGGAUGCUUUACAUGCAAAUUGUGUUUAUUUUGUAAUGAUCCUGUUUUUUGUCCAGAAUUAUUAUAAAAUACUCUGGAUAUCAGUAUUCACAUUCAAUUCAAUGUAUGUGACCUGUGUACUCGUGAGCGCAUACACUACCUAAGUAUUCAAGACUGGAAGUGAGGGUGUCAGGACAGGACUUUUGAUUCCACGCCACAGACACGAAACUGUUUAGUUCCACUUUUCUUUAAACUAAGGCCCCGGAUCUCUUCGCUUAGACCAUGACUUCCAGGAAAUGAGAAUAAAUCGAAACCCUGUGGGAUUCCAUUCCCUCUCAUGUGGUUAAGUCCCAAUUUAGUUGCUUCCUGGAUUCCUGAAGCUUCCCUUCUGAAUAUUUGAAAACACAUGUACACCUCACAUUUUCCUAUGAGCAGACAGCCAAACUCCACAAGAGAGUGAAAAACCACCUAUUUGUGAAGCGAUGAUUAAACCACUAACAUAUUGUAUUUUCAUUGAUGCAAAUCUUGUUAGAUCAUUACAGAUGUUUUCCUUUAACACUAAUGAUGUUGUUCUUUUCCAAACCAGUUUAAAAAUCCACUUGUUUAAAAUCUCUAAUUGUAAAUUCAACAUAAAUACCAGCUACAUAGUUUAAUGAGUGUGUUUUAUAAUCCAAGUAUUAGAUGCACUGUUUUGGUGUUUGUUAUGUCUGUCACCGGGAUGGAAAAGAUUAAGUGAUUCUCAAAGUCAUGCUCUGGCAUGUGCAUCAUCUCAUGUGGAAACCAUUUCACUGAGGUUUACCAUCUGCUACACUUUGUGUUUCAAGGGUCUAAAAUAACAAAACAGAAACCAUGUUGAAAUGACUCCUUCCUCCUUUCCAAAUCAGACGAUGAUAAUUACUUGUGAGAAAAGAAAAGUUCUUGCGUUGAGAUUGAAUACAUUUAUUGAAAAUGUGCAAAGAAACGACAAAAUCGCAACAAAAACAUGGCUUCUUGACUUAAAAAAUAUAUAUAAAUAUUCAAAAAGCCACCUAAGGCUUGUAAUAUUUAUUGUGUGUGAUAAGAAACAUGGAUAAUUAACUUUCUAAAUUACAAUUAAGGCAGUCAACCAGCUUCAGUUUCAAAUUAGAACAAAGAAUUGUAUUUUCUUAAAUUAAGUAAAAAAAGUAAAUAUACAUAAAUGUAAAAUAAUCUCAAGAUUAUUUUAAAACAAAAAAACUCAGAGGCCUAGAUUGGCAGUGACACAAUAGAAAAGAAAACUUUCUGGCAUUUUUCACAAGAACAAGGUUACAAAAAGUAACCAAAACUUUAAGUCCUUAAAUACAAUAUGACAUAACUAUAAAUCUGUUAACACGGUUUGGUUUCCUUGAAAACAAACAUACUUACCCUGAACUAGAUCAUCAACCCUGUAUCCAACAUUCGAAAAAAGCCAAUACUGAAUACAUGUUUUUGUAAAAAUCCUCUGGCGAUUAACACUGUCACAGUCACAAAUGUGGAUAAACUGCAGGAAAUAAAUGUGUCUUCAAUUCUCUUUUCAAUGGAUGUGGAAAAAUACAAACUUCACAUGGAAAAGAAUCAGUAGGAUGCUACAGGGUCUGUCCUGGUUUCUUCCAGUAAGGCACUAACUUUCCCUGUGGAAUGUUGGAACUGAACCACAUGGUAAAACUUUUAAGGACUGCUUUCGACAUAGGGAAUCUUGGCUCAGUAAAUAUAUAUUAAGUUCUUCUCAUUCAGGCACUUUGUAUAUGUUGACUGUAGGCAGUGUUGUAAAUUGAAAUAUUCUGGUGCUCAGCUGUGAACUCUUAUCUGUGCAGUAUGCAUAUUUUUUUUUUUUUUAAACAUAACAAUGAUGUUAAAGUAACAGCUAUGCAACUAUAACAAAAAUGGGGGAAGGUGUGUUUGAAGUGACUUUUCGGAUUGUAUAAGCUCACAGGAGAGUCCAAUAUCAGCCGUCAGUAAUUUAGGAUCUGCAUGUCGAACAGGUCACACACGCCCUCGCUGUCGUCCAGAUUGAAGCUGUAGUCCAUUCCUGUGUGAGGAGAGAAAUAAAUGAGACAGAUAUAGAGUCAAAUGGAUGAUUAAGCACGAUAUGCAUUGGGGUCGUGGAUACAGUGUGAUUGACAGGUAGCAUGUUAAACAAACAUGUUCACCUCCCCUGAAAAUGUUAGAUUUGCUGACUUUUAGUGGUUUAAAUUUAAACUGCAGCUCCCAUGAACGUCUCUGCCGAGCGUGGGAAACUAAUGACAACCGAUUUUGAUUCUAAUCAGACUGAGUCUCACGGCGGUGAAACUGGUUUGUUCACCAGGUUUCUAAACUUGAAUAAUAAGUACUAUUAUAAUAAUGAUUGAGAUUCUUACCAUCAGCAGACAAGAGCUCAUCAAUCAGAUCAACAGCAGCUACAAGAAAAUAAAAAUCAGCAUGUUUUUAUGUUUCACAGGAAGUUCUCUACCAAAGUAUAAAUAUAUUAUUCUGUCUCGUCCUGAAGCUUAGAAUCAAAAGGCCUGAGCCUCACUGCCUGAUUCGAUUACAGAAUAAAGUCUGUUUCUGGUUCACA
Pleuronectes platessa (European plaice) is the source of this 4235-nucleotide messenger RNA. It is a transcript of the gene ackr4a, whose product is annotated as atypical chemokine receptor 4a. NCBI's taxonomy places the organism in Eukaryota, Metazoa, Chordata, Actinopteri, Pleuronectiformes, Pleuronectidae. Gene Ontology annotation, cellular component: membrane. Gene Ontology annotation, molecular function: chemokine binding; chemokine receptor activity; scavenger receptor activity. The transcript has 3 exons. The record is from RefSeq and is a predicted model, not a curated record. Gene Ontology annotation, biological process: immune response; G protein-coupled receptor signaling pathway; chemotaxis. The coding region runs from base 168 to 1385 and encodes 405 amino acids.